GAUUAAGUUUAUAACGCAUUUUAAAUAAAAGUGCCGGUUAGGGAAAAAAUUGUCAGAGUCUUAAAUGCCGUAGAUCUGUUAGCAGGGAUUUAUUUUCACAAUGGUGCCCAAACUCGUUGUAGGAAUUGCACUAGUUUACAUCAGCGUUGAAAUUGUUUCAGCUGCUACAGAUAAAGUGGUCUGUUAUCAUGGGAUCUGGUCCGCUUACAGAAGAGGUAAUGGCAGAUUCACUGUCGAAGACAUCGAUCCGACGCUCUGCACGCAUCUUAUUUAUUCAUUUGUUGGUAUUACGGAUGAUGGAAGCGUCAGACAUCUUGAGGAGAAUUUGGAUAUUAAUCAGGGGAAUAUUAAGCGGUUUAAUGCCUUGAAACAAAAGAAUAAGAACUUAAAAACCCUGUUAGCCAUCGGUGGCUGGAAUGAAGGUUCGCUCAGAUAUUCUAAUGUUGCGGCAAGCGCUAGCAAAAGAGCUAAUUUUAUUAAAAGCGCUCUAAAUUUGGUGCGAAGUUAUGGAUUUGAUGGGUUCGAUCUGGAUUGGGAGUAUCCAGGACAACGCGGAGGAGCUGCAGUAGAUAAACAAAAUUUUGCAAUCUUGAUAAAAGAAUUUAGGACGGAAUUUGACAAACACGGUUUGCUCUUAACGGCUGCUGUUGCGGCUACUUCUGGGUCGGUGGAUUUGUCCUACGAUGUUCCAGCCUUGUCUAAAUAUUUAGAUCUUAUUAACGUAAUGGCAUACGACUUACAUGGUUCUUGGGAUGAUGUUACUGGACAAAAUGCCCCUCUGUACCCAUCAUCUGUUGAUGUUACUGCCAAUCAGAAGCUUUUGACUGUAGAUGCUGCCAUCCGUGGCUGGAUACAAAGAGGAGCUAAUCCACAAAAAAUAGCACUCGGAUUAGGAGUGUAUGGAAGAACGUACACUCUGGCAAAUCCAAAUAACAACAAUAUUGGAGCUGUCGUUAGUAAUCCUGGACAUGCGGGCGAAUACACGGGAGAAGCUGGAAUGUUGGGAUACAACGAAAUCGUAGAAUUACAAAAAGAGGGUGGUUGGACAGUUAAAUUUGAUGACAAUCAGAAGACACCAUACAUGUACAAAGGCAACCAAUGGGUUGGUUUCGACAAUCCGAGAUCCAUCUCAAUUAAAACUGAAUACGCUAAAUCACUGAAUUUAGGAGGUGUCAUGAUUUGGUCUAUUGAAACAGAUGAUUUCAAAGGAAUUAGUGGUACCAAAUAUCCGAUUCUUAGAACCAUCAAUCAAGCACUUGGAAAUACUGCCAACGAGAAUUUGGUUCCUGAUCCAGCUCCUGAACCAGCACCUGCUCCAGAGUCGGAACCCGAGCCAGCUCCUCAGCCAAGUACAGACAUCGGAAAUGUUUGCUCCAAAGUCGGAUAUGUCAGAGAUCCUAACGACUGCUCUAUCUUUUAUUACUGUUUGCACCAUAAUGGUGCGUUUAUUCCCUUAGAACAAAGGUGUAACAGUGGUCUAGUGUUUGAUGAGGCAAACUUGAGAUGCGAUUAUCCGAGUAUAGUACAAUGUUAGAAGUAUUUUACUGUACAAACACUUUUUUAAGUACUAUUUUUCAACUGA
Molecule: messenger RNA, 1582 nt
Organism: Zophobas morio
Lineage: Eukaryota; Metazoa; Arthropoda; Insecta; Coleoptera; Tenebrionidae
Product: chitotriosidase-1
Exons: 9
Coding region: 101-1534 (477 amino acids)
Biological process (GO): chitin catabolic process; carbohydrate metabolic process
Cellular component (GO): extracellular region
Molecular function (GO): chitinase activity; chitin binding
Source: RefSeq, a predicted model, not a curated record